UAAAAGUCAGAGGAUUCGACGAAGAUAAUCGGAUUGAAUCAUUGAAGUAACAACAGGGAAUAUGUGAACGAACAAGCACUUAGGUGGCCCGCCUAAUCCAUCCACGAGCCACGGUUACAUCCCCUUGACCCUCGGGCACUUUCAGCAAUGCUCUGAGCCUCCGAGUUCAGAGCAGCUGCUUUCAUGGCCUUAUGCUUCUCCUUCCCUCCCGAUUCUCUCUCUCCUCCAAACUUCCAGCCUCUCCUUCAAAACUGCACUAACUCACAACAUCUUACCCAAAUCCAUGCUAAAAUCAUCCGUUCAAAUCUCUCUACCAACCCAAUUCUUGCCUCCCAGUUACUCCGCCUUUAUUCUUCCUUUGGCAAUCUCAACUACGCUUCUUCAAUCUUCCAUCGAAUUCAAUCUCCUUCAACCUUCUCCUGGAAUCUCAUCAUCAGAGCUCAUACAAUCAACUCUUCUUCUUCAAAGUCUCUCAUUUUGUACAAUCUUAUGAUAUGUGCUGGGGUACCACCUGAUAAAUUCACCUUCCCUUUUGUCAUUAAAGCUUGCGCUGCUUCUUCGGCUGUUGAAAAGGGUAAGGAGGUUCAUGCUUCUGUUAUUAAAUCUGGGUUUUAUUGUAAAGAUUUGUUUGUUAAGAAUACCCUUUUGGAUAUGUACUUGAAAUGUGGGAGUUCAGAGUGUGCACGCAAGGUGUUCGACGAAAUUCCUGUGAAAAAUGUUGUGUCUUGGACUACGAUGGUUUCGGGUUUGGUUGGGUUUGGGGAGUUGGAUUGUGCUAGGAAACUGUUUGAUCAAAUGCCUGUGAGAAAUGUGGUUUCUUGGACUGCUAUGAUCAAUGGGUAUGUGUCGAAUGGGAGGCCUCAAGAGGCGUUCGAGUUGUUCUCCCAAAUGCAGGUUGAAGGAGUGAAACCUAAUGAGUUUACUCUUGUUAGUUUGCUGAGAGCGUGUACUGAGCUGGGGAGUCUUAGUUUAGGGGCUUGGCUCCAUGAAUAUGCUUUGAGUAAUGGGUUUAAAUUGGAUGUAUACCUUGGAACAGCCCUCCUUGACAUGUAUAGUAAAUGUGGUAGCUUAGAAGAGGCAAUAAAAGUGUUUCAUAUGAUGGAAAGAAGGAGCUUAGCUACUUGGAACUCGAUGAUUUCGAGCUUGGGUGUGCACGGGUGUGGGGAUGUGGCAUUGGGACUUUUUGAGGAGAUGAUUAAGGAAAAGGUAAUGCCUGAUGAAAUCACAUUUGUUGGGGUAUUGAGUGCUUGUCUUCAAACACAGAGAGUGGAUGAAGGUCUAAAUUACUUUAAAUUCAUGAUUGAAGAGUGUGGUAUUGUGCCUAUAUUAGAACAUUAUGUUUGUAUGUUUGAACUGUGGAGUCGUGCAAAGGAUAAUGCCGAGACCAUUUCAGACGAAGGUCAAAGCUUUGUACAGAUGACUGAAACUGAGAUGUUUGAGGAAAGCCUUUAUGCUAGCUUACCUAGAUGAGUUGUAUGAUUUUUAGAGUACCUAGUGUUUUCAUUGGCUUGUUGGAUCACUUGGAUGAUAUGCCUUCUGUGUGUAAAAUGAUUGACCGUGAUGGUAAUUUCCAAAUGAGCUCAAGCUGCAAGCUACCAGGUUGUGGAACUUAGGUGUCGAUUCAAAGUCAAUAAAAUAGUGUACAGGUACAAAUUUCUGGUGGCUGCAACCAUCUAGGCCAUGAUCCCAAUACCUAUGAUGGAAACCAGGCUUGGAGUGAACAUGGGCAACUGCCCUAUUUUUUGGUAAGAUAAAGAGGCCAGCUGCCCAUGAAUCUUGGCCUAUCGCCUCCAAUAUGCAGGCUUGGCCAUUUAUUUUGAGAAGAUAAUUAACUGGAUGUUCUAAGAGCCUGCAAAUUGAUUUUUAGCUGGCUACAAAUGGAUGAAGCGUGAGACUACAAAUACAAUGAAGAGACUGAUGAGGAAGUAGAGAAAUCCAUGAAAGAAAAUAGACUUCCCGCUUGUUUUAACGUUGCAGAAUUCGACCCACUUUGCUUCUCCGGGUAUUUGAGCCACCGUGCCAGGCGACAACAGCAAGAACAGAGGUGUUGCUAUUACUAAUUUAUCAUAGCUAAGAACAUAUGACUCAAAUGUAUCUCCAUACUAGUAUUGCACCUUUCUAUUUUGGCUGGGUUAUCUCUCCUUUAAGAACGUGAUGGAUUUAUUAAAGGGAGUAUGACUUAAACGUGAUGUUAAGCAUAUAUAUAUAUGAACAGUGGCGUACCCAGGAAUUCCGAACUGUGGGUUCGAAAUCUUAAAAAAAAAA
Molecule: messenger RNA, 2265 nt
Organism: Chenopodium quinoa (quinoa)
Lineage: Eukaryota; Viridiplantae; Streptophyta; Magnoliopsida; Caryophyllales; Amaranthaceae
Product: pentatricopeptide repeat-containing protein At3g26630, chloroplastic-like
Exons: 3
Coding region: 184-1470 (428 amino acids)
Biological process (GO): RNA modification
Molecular function (GO): protein binding; RNA binding
Source: RefSeq, a predicted model, not a curated record